Messenger RNA from Pelobates fuscus (common spadefoot toad), 906 nucleotides. RefSeq names its product vomeronasal type-2 receptor 26-like. Lineage: Eukaryota; Metazoa; Chordata; Amphibia; Anura; Pelobatidae. Gene Ontology annotation, biological process: G protein-coupled receptor signaling pathway. Gene Ontology annotation, cellular component: plasma membrane. Gene Ontology annotation, molecular function: G protein-coupled receptor activity. The coding region runs from base 1 to 906 and encodes 301 amino acids. The record is from RefSeq and is a predicted model, not a curated record. The transcript has a single exon.
AUGAAAUGUCCAGACAAUGAAUGGCCUAACAAGUGGAAAGAUAAGUGUAUUCCUAAACUGGAAGAAUUUCUAUCAUACAACGAAGAUGCAAUUUCUGCUAUUUUUUCAUUUCUUUCACUUUUACUCUUCUUUGCAACAAUUGUGAUAUUAGUCAUCUUUAACCUAUUCAAAAACUCACCAAUUGUUAAAGCCAAUAACAAGAAUCUCAGCUUCAUUCUUCUUGUCUCCAUCAUGCUGAGCUUCCUCUGUGUGUUUCUGUUCCUCGGGCGACCUGCGGGUAUAACCUGCAUGUUGCGUCAAUCCACUUUUGCCAUCAUCUUCUCAAUAAUGAUCUCUUGUGUUUUGGGAAAGACUGUGAUGAUCUACAUUGCUUUCAAAGCAUCUACACCCGGCAGUACUUGGGGAAAGUGGGUCAAUGUAAAGGUGUCCAAUUCAGUGGUUUUGAUUUUCUCUUCAGCUCAAAUUAUAAUAAACAUUUGUUGGUUGAUUAUUUCUCCUCCUUAUCAGGAACUGGACACACAUUCUUAUCCAGGAAAGAUUAUUAUUCAGUGUAAUGAAGGUUCAGUUGUAUUUUUUUAUUCUGUUCUCGGUUAUAUGGGUUUUCUGGCAACUGUUAGUUUUAUUAUAGCUUUUUUAGCCAGGAAAUUACCAGACAGUUUCAAUGAGGCCAAGUACAUCACUUUCAGCAUGCUGGUAUUCUGCAGUGUUUGGAUUGCAAUGAUCCCGGCCUAUCUGAGCACCAAAGGGAAAUACAUGGUGGCUGUAGAGAUAUUUGCCAUGUUGACCUCAAGUGCUGGACUUUUAUCAUGUCUGUUUUUCCCCAAAUGCUACAUAAUUGUGUUUAGGCCAGAAAUGAAUUCAAAAGCAAAUUUGUUUGCAUUCAGAAAUAAAAUAAACUGCAGAUAA